Molecule: messenger RNA, 1735 nt
Organism: Hypomesus transpacificus
Lineage: Eukaryota; Metazoa; Chordata; Actinopteri; Osmeriformes; Osmeridae
Gene: rtca
Product: RNA 3'-terminal phosphate cyclase
Exons: 11
Coding region: 248-1321 (357 amino acids)
Biological process (GO): RNA processing
Cellular component (GO): nucleus
Molecular function (GO): RNA-3'-phosphate cyclase activity
Source: RefSeq, a predicted model, not a curated record
GAAGAAGAAGAAUACAAUUGACACGGUCUUGUUGGAUUUCAACCACAUUACGGCAUUGUUUAGAUUUGGGGAAUAAUCGUUUCAUUUGCGUCUCCGUAGUGCGUGUUCACUGUGGAGUAGUUCGUGUUUUUCAAUCCUGCAGAGUAGUUUGCUGAAAGGACAGGGACCAGCCGGUGUACGAAGGGUGCAAACGUCAUCACAUUUUAGCACGGUGUUCGAUAAAAGUUACAUACCGUUCUGUUCAAGAAUGGCUGAAAUUGACGGAAGUAUCAUGGAGGGUGGCGGACAAGUUGUAAGAGUAUCAGCGUCAUUGAGUUGCAUCAGUGGCACGUCGAUUACAAUCAACAAGAUCCGCGCAGGUAGAAGCACGCCAGGAUUAAGACCACAGCAUCUGUCUGGAUUGGAAUUGGUGAGGGACAUUUGUGGGGGCAGGUUAGAGGGAGGCACUGUUGGAUCAACAGAAGUAGUGUUCACCCCAGGAAAAAUCAAGGCUGGGAGUCACAUUGCAGACACCCAUACCGCAGGGAGUAUUGGGCUGCUGUUGCAGGUGUCUUUACCAUGUGGCCUGUAUGCAGAUGGUCCCUUACAUCUCUGUCUGAAGGGGGGCACCAAUGCAGAGAUGGCCCCACAAAUUGACUACACUAUUAAGGUUUUUAAACCUAUUGUGGAAAGAUUUGGAGUACACUUUGACUGUGAUGUAAAAAUGAGGGGAUACUAUCCUAAAGGUGGGGGUGAAGUGAUGGUAAAAAUAAAUCCAGUGAAAGAACUGACUCCAAUCAGCAUGACUGAGCGAGGAACCAUCUCCAAGAUACAUGGGAGAGCCUUUGUUGCUGGAGUGUUGCCCUAUAAGCUGGCUAAGGACAUGUCAACCGCAGCAGUUUGGACCAUCAGGAGAGAGAUCAAGGAUCUCUACAUUAACAUCCAGUCAGUGCACGAGAAGGAUACAGCAUGUGGCAAUGGUCAAGGAAUCAUAAUCAUUGCAGAGUCUUCCACCGGCUGUAUAUUUGCUGGGUCAUCACUUGGAAAGAAAGGUGUGUAUGCUGAUAAAGUGGGUAUCGAGGCUGCUGAGAUGCUGCUCAGAAAUAUAAGGCACAAUGGCUGUGUGGACGAGUUCCUUCAAGACCAGGUAAUCACCUUCAUGGCCUUGGCAAAAGGCACCUCCAAAAUCCGCUCUGGCCCUGUCACUCUACAUACAGAGACGGCAAUCCAUGUGGCAGAGCAGCUCACUCAGGCCAAGUUUACAAUAACGAAGGCAGAUGACGACAAUGAGACUUACAUCAUUGAAUGCCAAGGAGUGGGUACCAGCAACUCUAAUUUGUAGUUAUUGUCACCUUUUGAUGUUUAAUUUUGUACACAGCUCCAUUGAUGGAAUUAAUCAAUCGGUGUAUGCGUGUGUAUUUAUAUACAUGUCAAUUAAGUGCCAAUUACUUUGUGAAAAGUCAGUCCUAUAUUGUAAUGACUUAAGCUGCUUAUACCUCAGACUGAUUUGAAUGAAAUAAAUUGAAUUUUUCUGUUUCAAAUAUUCGUUAUAAACAGAUUGGAUGCCCUUUCUUAAUCUCUCCAAUCUGUUUCCUUUGGAUGAAGCUUGAUUUUUGAACAACACAAUUAAUAGGGUGUAAAUGUAAUAUCUUAAAAAUAUUAGCACAUUCACCCUGUUAAUCACAAGGUUGAUGAAAUUGAUACAUUUAGUUUUAAGGCUGAUAAAAAUACAAAAUAAAUACAUGUGACCAUCUGA